Schizophyllum commune H4-8 is the source of this 5925-nucleotide messenger RNA. Its product is annotated as Sec7-domain-containing protein. Gene Ontology annotation, biological process: regulation of ARF protein signal transduction. Gene Ontology annotation, molecular function: guanyl-nucleotide exchange factor activity. The transcript has 17 exons. Lineage: Eukaryota; Fungi; Basidiomycota; Agaricomycetes; Agaricales; Schizophyllaceae. The coding region runs from base 80 to 5851 and encodes 1923 amino acids. The record is from RefSeq and is a predicted model, not a curated record.
CGCCGCGUCCGGUCUUGUCCCGCCGCUGACGCUCACACGUACCCGGACGCUGUCACGUUCGCAGCGCUCAUCGUCGGAAAUGGCGGCGGUCGACGUUGCCGCCAAUGUUCCUCUCCCCACAUCACCGCCCCUCGGACAGUCCGUGACGACCGCGUCAUUGGACGGACACAUCAGCAAUAGCGCGUCGGAAGAGCCAGUCUCUACACCUGCAGCAGAGCCAACGGAGAACCGGACGGAUGAAGACACUGUGCAUGCAGAAGCGCCGGCUCAGGAUGCUACACCAGCGACUACGGAGCCUGUCGUCUCUACGGACUCGGAAGCCGCGCCGGCAAUGGGCCCUGAACCUGCUGAGGCGACGCACGACGCGACGGAGCAGUCAAGUGCGCCGACGGAACAGAUGUCUGCCCCUCAGAUGGAACCCUCUGUCUCCCAGUCGACAAGCACCGAGAGCGCGACGAGUGCGCCGGACGCCCCGGCCUCUGAGCCUGCUAUCCAAGCACCUGCGCCGGUCCCCUACCAAAAUGGCGCAGCAGCACCCUCCACCUCCCAUCUACCAAGCCUGCCGCAGUCCCCAGCUCCAGUCUUACCCCCCACGACCGGGCAUCGUCGAUCACUCACGCUCUCCAAAGGCAACACCGUCUCAGUAGUCCUGAUCUCCACUGCCCUCGAGACGAUAGCCGCGUCCAAAGAGGCCAAGCGCUCUGCACCCCUCAAGGAGAGCGUGCAGAAGGCGCUGGAUCUGGUCAAGAGCAACCAGGGCGGUGACCGCCCUCGCGAGAUAUUCGAGCCCCUCCGCCUAGCAUGCGAGACUCGCAGCGAGAAGCUCAUGAUCGCGAGCUUGGAUUGCAUCUCAAAGCUCAUCUCCUACUCGUUCUUCGAGGAGACCGUCACGCCGACUGCGUAUACUUCCCCGCCAGGCACUCCGACCACCGCGAACGGCUCAGCACGGUCCGAUGCACCGCCCUUACCUCUGGUCGAUCUGGUCGUAAACACCAUUACCCAAUGCCACAACGAGUCGACGCCGGAGUCAGUGUCGUUGCAAAUUGUGAAGGCCCUUCUCGCGCUGGUGCUCUCCCAGACCAUCCUCGUCCACCACUCUUCCCUCCUCAAGGCCGUCCGCACCGUAUACAACAUCUUCCUCCUCAGCAACGACCCUGUCAACCAGACAGUUGCUCAGGGCGGCCUUACACAGAUGGUCAACCACGUCUUCAGCCGCGCGCGAAGCCUAAGCGCUUCCGACUCGGGUACCUUCAGCUCGGACUUGGCAACCUUGAACGACCAGGAGCCGUCCUCUGCCAAGCGCUCGUCGUUCUCUAUACCCCGCCCAUCAUCACGCUUGUCGAGGUUAUCCUCGCAGUAUGACCCCAGGUCUCCGGUAGACCUGCCAACGAACGACUCAAUUACCUCCCUUCCUGCCAGCAGUCAGCCGACCGCGUCCAAGGAAGAUGUGGACACAGAGGACCAUGAUGCCGCUGAAGAUGGGAAGCCCAAGAUCCUGACCCUCGAUAGCUUCGAAGCGGCUAAUCCUCACGACACGCUGCCUGCAAACGGCGGCCAUGCUCAUCAGCUUACGACGCACGACCUCUUCAUCAAGGAUGCCUUCUUGGUGUUCCGCGCGUUGUGCAAGUUGACGAUGAAGCCGCUCAACACGGAGAGCGAGCGGGACCUAAAGUCGCAUGCCAUGCGCUCCAAGCUGCUUUCUCUGCACCUGGUCUUGUCGAUACUCAACUCGCACAUGCCGCUGCUCGUGGACCCGUCAGCUAUCAUCUACUCUAGCUCUUCCCAUGACGCGACGACCUUCGUGCAGGCCAUCAACCAAUAUCUCUGUCUCAGCCUGAGCAGGAAUGCGGUUAGCCCUGUCUUACAGGUCUUCGAGCUGAGCGUGGAGAUUUUCUGGCGCGUUCUCUCCGGCAUGCGGACGAAAUUGAAGAAAGAGAUCGAGGUUUUGUUCCGCGAGAUCUUCAUGCCAAUAUUGGAGAUGAAGACUUCGACGCUGAAGCAGAAGGCGAUCAUCUUGGGCAUGUUCUCUCGUUUAUGCCAGGAUCCGCAGGCGCUCGUCGAGAUCUACCUCAACUACGAUUGUGACAGGGAGUCCGCGGACAACAUCUACGAGCACUUGAUGAACAUCAUCUCCAAGAUUGGCUCGACGUCGGCACCCAAGGAACCCGGCAAGGGCAACGAGCCGCCGCCGAGCCCUGGUAUGCCGCCACAGAAGGGCUCGCAAGGCAAUGUCCCGCCAGCGCUCAGCACACAGGCCAUGUCCAUCGCAGGCAGCAUGGAUACGUCGAACAUGGGUCACUCCGAAGCCCAGUUAAAGCGUCAAGGCCUCGAAUGCCUGGUCACCGUCCUACGCUCGCUCGUCGCAUGGGGGACCACCGCGCCGAAGUCGACGGUCGAGUCCGCCGCAUCCGCCUCGGCGUCGCGCGCGCAUCUGAACAACGACGAUGUCCGGCGGGACUCGAUGACGCCGGAUAAUUCGGUUGACCGGAUGUCGACGGCGACGGCAGGGAGCUCAGAGACGCUGAGGCAGCCAACGCCGGAUUUUACCGACGACCCGAGCAAGUUUGAGACGGCGAAGCAGAGGAAGACGACGCUGUUGGAGGGCAUCAAGAAGUUCAACUUCAAGCCGAAGCGGGGUAUCCAAUUCCUCAUUGAGAAUGGAUUCAUCCCCAGCAACUCGCCCCAAGACAUCGCUGCCUUCCUGUUGCACACCGACGGUCUCAGCAAAGCCAUGAUUGGCGAGUAUCUUGGCGAGGGUGAUGAGGCCAACGUGACGAUCAUGCACGCUUUCGUGGACAUGAUGGACUUCAGAGGACUGGGCUUCGUCGAUGCUCUGCGGACAUUCUUGCAGUCCUUCCGUCUACCUGGAGAGGCUCAGAAGAUCGAUCGCUACAUGCUCAAAUUCGCCGACAAGUACAUGGCCAACAAUGAGAAGACGCCUUUCAUCAAUGCUAACGCCGCUUAUGUCUUCGCUUACUCGGUCAUCUUGCUCAACACGGACGCGCACAACCCGCAGGUCAAGAAGCGUAUGACCAAGGCUGACUUCAUCAAGAACAAUCGCGGGAUCAAUGCUGAUGAGGAUUCGCCUGCCGACCAUGACCCCAACUUGCCAGAGGACUUCCUAACGACCGUCUACGACGAGAUCGUGAGCAAUGAGAUCCGCAUGAAGGAUGAGGUGGAGGCCGUGGGCCCUGCUGCUACUCCCGGUGGUAUCGCUGGAGCUCUGGCGAACGUUGGUCGUGACCUGCAGAAGGAGGCGUACGUGAUGCAGUCGAGCGGGAUGGCGAGCAAGACGGAGGCCUUGUUCAAAACGAUGAUGCGGACACAACGCAGAGCGUCGAAGGCAGCCGAGCAGUUCUUCAGCGCGACGCAGUUCGUCCACGUCCGCCCAAUGUUCGAGGUCGCCUGGAUCCCCUUCCUGGCCGGUCUUUCUGGUCCUUUGCAAGAGACCGACGACAUCGAAAUCGUCGAGCUCUGCCUGGACGGGUUCAAGAGCGCCAUCCACAUCGCCUGCUUCUUUGACAUGGAGCUGCAGCGCAAUGCAUUCGUCACCACACUAGCGAAGUUCACGUUCUUGAAUAACCUUGGCGAGAUGAAGGCAAAGAACAUGGAGGCCAUCAAGACGCUGUUGGACAUCGCACUGCAUGAGGGCAACCACUUGAAGGGCUCUUGGCACGAGGUGCUGACUUGCGUCAGCCAGCUCGAGCACAUGCAGCUCCUGAGCAGUGGUGUCGACCUGCCGGAGGGUCAGAAGGGUCGCUCGAAGAAGCUGCCGGCGGAGGCUUUGGCCAACGAGAGUCGAUCCACGCACAUCACAGUCGCGAGUGACAUGGUUUUCUCACUUAGCCACUACUUGUCUGGCACGGCAAUUGUGGACUUCGUUCAAGCGCUCUGCGACGUCUCGUGGGAGGAGAUCCAGGGCUCGGGCCUCUCGCAAAACCCUCGACUGUUCAGCUUGCAGAAGCUCGUGGAGAUCUCGUACUACAACAUGAACCGCAUUCGUGUCGAAUGGACGAACAUCUGGGCGAUUCUGGGAGAGCACUUCAACCAGGUCUGCUGCCACAACAACCCGCACGUCGGCUUCUUCGCCUUGGAUGCCCUCCGACAACUGGCUAUGCGCUUUUUGGAAAAGGAGGAAUUGCCGCAGUUCAAGUUCCAGAAGGACUUCUUGAAGCCGUUCGAGUACACGAUGGUGCACAACCAGAAUCCGGAAAUCCGCGACUUGGUCCUCGUUUGCUUGCAGCAGAUGAUCCAGGCGAGAGUGGAGAACAUGCGCUCUGGUUGGCGGACAAUGUUCCACGUAUUCUCUGCUGCGUCAAGAGUGCUUACAGAACGCAUCGUCAACUCUGCUUUCGAGAUUGUGACUCGCUUGAACAAGGAGCACUUCGGCGCCAUUGUUCGACAUGGCGCGUUCGCCGACCUUACGAACUGCAUCACCCAGUUCUGCAAGGUCAGCAAGUUCCAGAAGAUCAGUCUCCUGGCCAUUGCGAUGCUUCGCGACGUUAUCACUGUCAUGCUCGAAUCGCCUGAGUGCGCCGUCACUGCCGAGGGACCUGCGGAAAGUCAGCCAUCAGAUCAUUUCUGGCAUCCCGUUCUGUUCGGCUUCUACGACAUUAUCAUGACUGGCGAAGACCUGGAAGUCCGGCGAUUGGCUCUCGACUCCAUGUUCAGCACCUUGAAGACGUAUGGCGCCGGUUUCCCUCUGGAGUACUGGGACGCUAUCUGCUCGGAGCUCCUGUUCCCCAUCUUCUCUGUCUUGAAGUCGAGCCAAGACCUUUCGCGCUUCAGCACCCAGGAGGACAUGAGCGUCUGGCUAUCGACAACGAUGAUUCAGGCUCUGAGGAAUCUCAUCGACCUGUAUACCUACUACUUCGAGAUACUCGAGCGCUCAUUAGACGGGCUGCUGGACUUGCUUUGCGUAUGCAUUUGUCAAGAGAACGAUACGCUAUCACGGAUCGGCACUUCGUGUUUGCAACAACUGCUCGAGAACAACGUCAAGAAGCUCAGCCCAGCGCGAUGGGAGCGUGUUGUCACUACGUUCAUCAAACUCUUCAAGACCACCACCCCACACCAGCUCUUCGACGAGAGUCUCCGUAUCGAGAUCGAUGGGCUUGGGAAUGGCACCGAGUCUCCCGACGCCGGUUCGGAGAACAGUGGCCAGACCAUCCUCCCCGCGCCCCUCUCGCCUACGACAGAGCGUCCUCGCUCGGAUCCGCGAGUCACAUUGGCCGAUAGGCGACGGAUCUUCAAGCAGAUCAUCGUCAAAUGCGUGUUGCAGCUGCUGCUCAUUGAGACAACAAGCGACCUCCUGCGGAACGACGAGGUAUACUCUACGAUCCCGCCCGAGCAUCUGUUACGCUUGAUGGGUGUGCUGGAUCAGAGCUACCGGUUCGCACGCGAUUUCAACGAGGACAAGGAGCUACGGACAGGGCUCUGGAAAGUCGGCUUCAUGCGCCACCUUCCGAACUUGCUGAAGCAGGAGUCAAGUAGCGCAGCAACCCUCAUCCACAUCUUGACACAGAUGUACUUUGACCCUCGACCAGAGCACCGAAAGGCGCGGCCGCAGAUAUCGGAACGCCUGCUGCCGCUCGGGUUGGGUGUCAUCGAGGACUUCAACAAGCUGCGCCAGGAGUCGCAGGCGAAGAACAUCCUCGCAUGGACGCCGGUCGUGUCGGAGAUCUUGGACUGCUUCAGUCGGUUAGACGACAAGUCGUUCAAGAUGUACCUCCCUGCCAUCUACCCUCUGGCUACCCAUCUGCUUGACCGAGAUCUGGCGCCCGAGAUUCGCGCUGGUCUCAAGGCGUACUACCUGCGUGUGGGCUUCGCGCAGGGUAUCAUAGACAGCUCAUGAGCAUCUCUGUAGUGUAGCCUAUUUAUUACUGUAUUGCACCAUCUGGGAUAAUUCUACUCGCACAUAUGAACGGA